AUGAUGGCAAGAGAUCGCAAGUGGUCUAUCCUCCUUGGCCCCGUAUUUUCCGCAGUAUGGCUAUCAACGCUUGCCGGGGCAGGCUUGAGCCCCCUGGGCGUCCGCGAUGAUCUACACUUCAGCCUUGAAGCGCGUGGCAUGAACAUAGAUGGGUCCCUUCCCAUCUACAAAGACCCAAAUGCAGACAUUGAGGAUCGUGUAAAUGACCUCUUACCGCGGAUGACUGUGCAAGAAAAAGUAUCACAGCUGAUUCAGGGCGACAUAGAUGGAUGGAUGAAUAUGACUGACCCUCUGGAUGAUACACUGACAUACAAUCAAACCGGUCUUGAACAAAUGAUGGAGUACAAGUCAGGAGCUAUCUGGGCUGGCUAUCUUGCCCCCUGGGACAAGAUUGUAUAUGCAAUCACAGUUGGUCAACAAUAUCUGAUGGAGAAUACAACCCUUGGCAUACCUGCCAUUGUACAGUCCGAAGGUCUUCAUGGAUUCACGGACAAUGGCACGACUUGGCCAUCCCCUAUCGGACUUGCCGCGUCAUUCAAUGCUCCUCUGCUAACGGAAGCUGCCAGCACUAUUUCCACCGAAGCUGAGGGUCUUGGCUACUCCCAGCUGUUUGCGCCUGUACUAGACCUUUCUAGAGAACUAAGGUGGGGAAGAGUAGAAGAAAACUACGGCGAAGAUCCUUUCUUAACUAGUCAGAUGGGGCGUGCGUAUGUGACUGGCGUUCAAUCCGGUAGGCGCAGAAAUGUCAGCUCGACGGCUAUCGCUAGGGUGGCAGCCACAUGCAAACAUUUUACUGCUUAUGGCAGUCCACAAGGAGGCUUAAAUAUCGCCCAAGUUAGUGGGGGACAGCGCGAGCUGCACACCUAUUACUUGAAGCCUUUCCACUAUGCCUGUGUCGAUGCUUUAUCCAUCAUGACUGCAUAUGCGAGUUAUGAUGGAAUCCCUAACGUCGCCAAUACCCAUCUGCUUACUGAUAUUCUCCGUAAUGAAUGGGGAUAUCAAUACUUCGUUACAUCUGACGCUGGCUCUGUUGACCUUUUGAUCACGCUUCAUGGCGUCUGUGCAACCAGAGAGUGCGCGGCAAAAAUCGCACUUGAGCACGGUCUCAGCGGAGAGAUGGGGGGAGGAACGUAUACUUAUCUCACAUUACCUGACCAGAUCCAGAACGGCACCGUAGGCAUCAGUUAUGUCGACGAGACGGUGAAAACCAUACUCAGGACCAAAUUCUCUCUUGGACUUUUCGAAAAUCCAUACCCAUAUCCGGAUUAUCGAUCAACCCUUCGUACACAAGCUACUCGAGAUCUUCUUCAUCAAAUGGAACGUGAAGCAAUCAUAUUGUUGGAAAACAGAAACAGUGUUCUCCCACUGAGCACAAACAUCAGCUCUAUCGCCCUUAUAGGACCUCAGUCAGACCGUGUUUCUUUCGGCGAUUAUGUAUUCUACAACGCAUCGCUCAAUGGUAUAUCGCCGUUGGAUGGUUUCAAGGAGUUCCUCGAAAACAGUUCCGUUCAAAUCAACUUUGCGGAAGGAUGCAAACUCUGGUCGAACGACGAAUCUGAAUUCCCUGCUGCCAUUGCAGCAGCCAAAAAGUCGGAUGUCGCCAUUGUAAUGGUAGGCACCUGGUCCUUGGAUCAAACAUUGUUGUGGACACCGGGGACAAAUGCUACGACAGGAGAGCAUGUAGAUUUAUCGGACCUCGACUUGGUUGGUGCUCAGUUCCCCCUUGUACAAGCCAUUCAAGCGACUGGAACACCGACAAUUGUGGUGUUCGUUAGCGGCAAACCUGUGACGAACCCUUGGAUUCAAGAAAAUGUGGACGCUGUGAUACAGCAGUUCUACCCCGGAGAGCUAGGCGGACUUGCCAUUGCUGAGAUAGUCUUUGGCGCCACUAACCCAUCAGGAAGAUUACCUGUCUCCUUCCCCCGUAGCGUUGGAACGACUCCUGUCUUCUAUAACUACCUCAAAGGAAGUAGACCGGUUUCUCCGGGUGAAAUCACGCCGAACGGUACCCUGAUCUUUGGACAUCAAUUAACGCAGUAUGUCCUUAACACCCCAGUCCCUACAUGGAGUUUCGGGCAUGGCUUGAGUUAUACCACCUUUAAUUACACCGAUUUACAAUUAUCAAGCCCUACUAUUGGCACAAGUGAGAACUUUAAUGUCACAGUAACAGUACAUAACACUGGAUCAAGGGAUGGAAAAGAAGUUGUUCAGGUGUAUAUGACGGACAUUGUUAGCUCCGUGGUGACACCAAACCAGGAACUGAUAGGGUUUACGAAAGUGGAUAUCCCGGCUGGGCAGUCUCAAACCGUUACUAUCGAGGUCAUGUCUUGGCAAUUGGCGGUAUGGACCGUACGGGAAGAGUGGGUCGUCGAGCCGGGGCAGUUUAACAUCAUGAUCGGCAAUAGCGCGUUAGCCGUCCUAAACACCACUCUUACUGUAGUCUGA
Molecule: messenger RNA, 2445 nt
Organism: Serpula lacrymans var. lacrymans S7.9
Lineage: Eukaryota; Fungi; Basidiomycota; Agaricomycetes; Boletales; Serpulaceae
Product: family 3 glycoside hydrolase
Exons: 17
Coding region: 1-2445 (814 amino acids)
Biological process (GO): glucan catabolic process
Molecular function (GO): beta-glucosidase activity
Source: RefSeq, a predicted model, not a curated record